AUGACGAGCGCCAAGGAAACCGUGGAAGCUAAAGUCGCCGCGACCCCCAUGGUGGUGUACAGUAAGAGUACCUGCCCUUACUGUACGAAGGCGAAGUCGCUGCUGACGCAACUGGGCGCCAAGUACGACGUCGUCGAGCUAGACCAGAUCUCCGACGGCCGUGAGCAGCAGGACGCUUUGGAGGAGAUUACGGGCCAGAGCACCGUGCCCAACAUUUUCGUGGGUGGCAAGUCUAUCGGAGGCAACUCGGACCUGCACAAGCUGCACAAGGAUGGCAACCUCGAGCUGGUGCUCAAGCAGGAAGGUGCUUUGUGA
Peronospora farinosa is the source of this 315-nucleotide messenger RNA. Lineage: Eukaryota; Oomycota; Peronosporomycetes; Peronosporales; Peronosporaceae. The record is from the annotation of a GenBank genome assembly.